AUGGUAUAAAAGUUCUCGAGUAGAAACCUGAUUUAAAAUUUAAAUAAUCUUCUCUAACUAACAGAUUUAAAGCAUCUGACCUACAUUUUAAAAAUGAACACCUUCAAGAAAAUUUGCUUGAUAGCAUUUGUUGUCGCUGUUCUCACAGUAUGUUCAGAAGCACAAUAUAAUAACUAUAAUGGUCCUGCAAGAGGUGGCCGUGGUCGAGGUGGUUACGGAGGAAGACCUGUAAAUCAAGCAAAUCAAGGAGGAGCUACUUCUCAAAAUAAUAGACAAGAUGCUUACAAUACAAACUAUGGUCGAGGAAAUCUUAACAACAAUCAAAGAAAUCAAGCUUCUCAACAAGGUAUUCAACGUAAUCGAAAUGGAGGAGUCUAUUAACUAUAGAUACUAAGUAUAUAUAAGCCUAACAUUUAAAAAAAGAAGAUACAAAUGAUGUUAUAGUACAUAAAUAAAAUAUUUUGUAAAAACUUG
This is a messenger RNA of Parasteatoda tepidariorum (common house spider), 474 nucleotides long. The record is from RefSeq and is a predicted model, not a curated record. NCBI's taxonomy places the organism in Eukaryota, Metazoa, Arthropoda, Arachnida, Araneae, Theridiidae.